CGGCCGGGAGGUCGUACCGCCGGAAGUGGCAGCGGUCGCACGCGGCCCGGCGGGGACAUGGCGCUCUACCGCGCGGCCGCCGCCGUCCUGGAGGGGCUGGAGCGCGGCGACGGCGGGAUUAAGACCCUGGUGUACAACAGCCGCUUCCCGCACGUCCGGCAGCUGUACGCCCUGGUGUCCGAGACACUCCGCUACUCCUCGGUGCUGGAGAAGCUGCUCGCCGGCGCCGCGCUGCUGCGGGCCGAGAAGAAGCUGCCGCUGCCGCUGGCGAAGGUACUGGUGUACGACCUGCUCUUUGGCAAGGGCCUGAAGUGCGGGGGCCGCUGGAAGGCGCUGGCCCGGCGGCACCGGGCCCGGCUGGAGGCUGAGCUGGCCCGCCUAAAGGUGCAGCAGAAGGUGAGCCGCAACGAGGACCUCCUGGCCCCGGUGCAGGCAGCGUGUCCCGGAGCCUGCCAGAUACCACGCUACGUCCGAGUCAACACCCUGAAGACUUGUGUCGACGAUGCGAUUGACUUCUUCAAGCGCCAGGGCUACUCCUACCUGGGCAAGGCAGCCAGUGUGGAGGAACUGAGGGCCCUCUCCGGGAAGAAAUUUUUGUUGGAUCUUCAUCUCCCGGAGCUGCUGGUUUUCCCUCCGGCGACAGACUUCCAUGACAACUUCCUGUACACUUCAGGACACAUAAUUCUGCAGGACAAGGCCAGCUGCCUCCCUGCCUUCCUCCUCAGCCCUGCUGCUGGCUCCCACGUCAUCGAUGCCUGCGCUGCUCCUGGGAACAAGACCAGCCACCUGGCUGCCAUCCUGAAGAACAAGGGCCAGAUCUUUGCCUUUGACGUGGACACCAAGCGCCUGGCCACCAUGAACACCAUGCUGAUGCGGGCUGGGGUCACCAGCUUCCAGCUGGCCCAGCAGGACUUCCUGACUGUGGAUCCCAGAGACCCCAAGUACAGCAAGGUGACCUAUAUCCUCCUCGACCCAUCCUGCAGUGGCUCAGGGAUGGUGAACCGGGUGCCGAGGGAGGAGGCUGCCCCGAGUGCUGAGCGGCUGCAGGCGCUGGCCGGCUUCCAGCGCAAGGUUUUGAGCCAUGCCCUGAGCUUCCCGGCUCUCCAGCGCCUGGUCUAUUCCACCUGUUCGCUGCACCGGGAGGAGAAUGAGGAUGUGGUGCAGGCUGUGCUACAGGAGUGGGGCUCGGCCUUCAGGCUGGUGAAUGCCUUCCCUUCCUGGCCCUGCCGAGGACUCGCUGCCUUCUCCAGGGCAGAGAGCUGCCUCCGCGCCUCUCCUGCAGAUACACUCACCCAUGGCUUCUUUGUGGCUGUCCUGGAGCGGCAAGGGGAAGGGACUGCUGCCCCCAGCUACCUGCCUGCGGCAGCUGAGGAGAACCCACAGCAUGGAGAGGGAAUGGAGCCAAAAGCAGCUCCUACAAAGAGGAAGAGGAAAAAGCAGCGGGUGAAGGAGUGAAACAACGUUUUUAGGACUGCACAGUGCCCAGCUGGGGCUGGCGGGGAACACUCUGCCACUGCUGCCUGAACAACAGUGGGGCCACUGAACACAAGUAAAGCUUUGUGUCAGCUGCAGCUCUGGUGGCAUUCUGUAAGGCCCUGCUCCCCUGGGACCGAGUGCCAACCCCCAGGGCCACCCUAUUGCCGGGGGGCGGGGGGAACUGGACCUGGCCCUUGGCACCAGCCCCCAGCAGAAGGUUUGCCCCCAAAGCCAGACCAGGGCUGGGGCAGCCUUGGGAAGUCAGCAGACAGCACCAGUGUCCGGCAACACCCCCAUUUCUGCACACUGCAGGGCUGGAGUGCUCCAGCUGGGGGUGUUAGUUUACCAUGUUCCCCCCUCCUAAAAAUACUUACCCCAGCCCAAUGCAGGGUUUCAGAAAAGCCUUUAACUGUAGGGAUGAAAUAGAUUAAAGUUUCUCUCUCCUCA
Molecule: messenger RNA, 1923 nt
Organism: Harpia harpyja (harpy eagle)
Lineage: Eukaryota; Metazoa; Chordata; Aves; Accipitriformes; Accipitridae
Gene: NSUN5
Product: NOP2/Sun RNA methyltransferase 5
Exons: 10
Coding region: 58-1455 (465 amino acids)
Biological process (GO): rRNA base methylation
Cellular component (GO): nucleolus
Molecular function (GO): methyltransferase activity
Source: RefSeq, a predicted model, not a curated record